Messenger RNA from Copidosoma floridanum, 1605 nucleotides. RefSeq lists its product as uncharacterized. The record is from RefSeq and is a predicted model, not a curated record. NCBI's taxonomy places the organism in Eukaryota, Metazoa, Arthropoda, Insecta, Hymenoptera, Encyrtidae.
AUGAUUCACCUCGCGGGCGCAAGGUCCCAGGAGAACGCGGUCAAAACCCUACCCUCGGCGCUUUUUGAGUGCUACGACGACGAGACCCACAAGGGGUGGAACCAGCUGCCCCACAACAUCAAAAUCCUCAUCGAGAUAAUCCGCAAGAUCGAGGACCACUCGGCCCAGCACGUGAAUCUCCUGGACAUGCGCUACCUGUCCACGGCCAUCCUACAUCGAUUCCGCCAGGACGGCAUCGUGAGGAAUCCGCACGUCAAAGCGCGCGAGGGUAUACUCCCUUACGCGCCGCUCGGCAAGCAGUUUUUCCGUCACGCGCAGACGCUGAGGGUUAUACCGGGAAACGCCUUCAACUUCCCCAACGACAGCCUCACCCCCAUUGAGAGGUGUACACUCCACUCGAUGUUGAGCAGCAGCAUCGAUAUUUUUGAGCGCGGCGACGAGAGCCGCACGUGCCGGUUCGCCAACUAUGCUUUCCGCAGAUUCGGCAGGAGCACCGACGAACGCAAUGUCAAGGAAGACGUCGAAACCCUCACCGCCGAGCAAAUAGACCUAAUGACCGGUAAGAGCGGCAGAGACGUGGUGGACCCGAACUCCCUGUACCCUGCCUAUCCCAGGAACCAUCCGAGCAGCGAACGCCUCGUCAACACUCCACCGCUCAGCAAGUGCCCCAUCGAGAACGGCGUCGUUCAAACACCGUGGGGCACAGUUUCCGGUGGCUCCGUCAUUGCCGGUAUAGCCACGGGCCUCGAGCCCAUGAUGACGAGGAUAGACGACCUGAUGAAGCAACAGGUCGAGCCGCGCGUGUCCGACUACGCGAGCGACGUAGUCAUCGACAACAAGUUCCUCGCCACGCUCUCCGGUGAUCUGGCCGAGGUGGCGCUCAAGCAGGGGCCUCAGAUACAGGGCAACCGCUACGUUGUCGGGGUCGAGGGCAACUGGAACUCGACGACCAAGCCGUUGUUCUACUUCUUGAACUCCAACGAGAACCUGGAGAUGACGGGGGCCGAGAUCCGUGGUGACAUUGACGGCCUCAUACUCGCCAAUCGAGUGCUCCAAUACUACGAGAAGUCGCGCAAUCUCAGGCUGUCCCAGGUCCUGGACAUGUAUUACGGCGAGCGCGGCUUCUUCGACAGAAACGUGCGGGCUUGCAAGCGACGCGAGCACUUUGUGACCGUCGCCCCCACUGACACCCUCAAAUCUCAAACGCUGAGCGCGGUGAUUCUUCUGAAUCCUGACAUCGGCACCGCGACCUUUUCUUACGAGACAGUCGAGCGCUUUGUCAAGCAGGCCGUCGAUGAUCUUGGCACCCACAUACCGACGAUGAAUCGUGACGAAAGCUGCGACUCCCGGUCCGAUUCGUCGUCAAUGUCCAAUCUGAUCAGCGAGACGGCGGCCAAUCUGACGAUCGUUAUCGACACGACCUGGCCAUUUGACUCGGUCAACAAAAUCCUGUCGCAGCUCCUACUGUCGGGCCAACUCGACGUCAAUAAGUACAACAGCCAGUACACCCUCGUCAACGCGGCCACCGGCUCUGUCAUGUUCAACUCGAGCCACACCCCCCUUACCACCCAAAACUUUAACCAAACGUUCUACAACAGCCGUUAG